GGCUUCGGGAUUGAGGAGACAGACAGAGAGCUUGCAACAACAGUUAUCCAGUCACUGGCGAACACUCUCAGCCCAUCCUAUUUGAAUCAAUAUGAAGACCUUUCUCCUAUCUCUAGUACUGCUGUUUUAUUUGGUUCCAUGUUCGCAGGGAGACUGUGUGGCUGAGUGCCUCACCUGUCACAAAUUCUUCUAUCAGCGCCAACACUUCAAUGCACUCGUCUGCAUUCUACAGUGCAAAGGGAAAGAUAUAUCCUCUGUUGUUUGGGAAGACUGCAGAAAAAUUACCUCCGCAUCAUCCAUGGGUGUGAGCAGAUCUCAAACCAGAAGCCUGUCUUUUGGUAAUACUGAAAGCAAUAGUCGAGUCAACUCUGCCAACACUUGGGGAUUUCUUCAAACCAUGAAGACCAUGUGGCCCAAUGACAGUGGGAAGCAUGUCUAUGAUGAUGGGGCUGAAACCACAUUUGAGAUGGACAACAGUCAUCGAGAUACAGAGAAGAAACAUCAGAUCAGAGAAGUUGCAGAGGGCAACAGAAGCUUCCAGAAAAGAUAUGGAGGCUUCAUGGGAGUCAGAAAAUCGGUUAGGAACUGGAGCAAUUUGAACAGACAGACCAAUCAAAAGAGAUAUAGCAAAUUUCUGAGGCAGUAUCUAGGACUGACAACACAUUCUACUGAGUAGGACAGUUUACUAUAAAACUUGGUUGUAUAAAUUUGAAAUUGUGGGACUGAAUAGAGCUGAUGCUUAGUCUAGAUUAUAGAGGAGUCAGCCUUAACAUUAGCUGAUGUCAUGACUAUUCUGUGAUAGUGAAACAUCUAACUCAGAUACAUGCACAGGUAAGACUUCUAAACAUAAUACUCUCUAAUGGCUCACUUAUUCAAUGAACAAAAUUAAUCUUUUGAUCUUGCGCAGUUUCACAAUGAUUUGAAGAAGUCUUGUCAUCUGUGAAAAGUGUCAAGUGAGAUAUUGGACUAGGUAGGUGGAUAAAAGUAUAUGAAGUGACUACCAAUAAUCACAUCUGCCUAAUCUAGAAAGAUUGCACCACACACACAAAAAAACGACCUGUUGGAUAUUCAAUGUAGCUACUCUGAAAAUAAGCAGUGUGUUCAAUUGGACAGGCACUCUGUGAUAAUAAGAAACUGCACUGAUAAAACUAUCCAAUUAACCCCACUCCUCUGCCAGUUUUCCAAAGCCCUGUAGCUUUUUCUCCCCCUUUCAAGUAUUUAUCCAAUUUUUUUUUUGCAAGUUGUUGUUGGAUCUGUUUCCACAUCCCUUCAGGCAGUUUAUUCCAGAGAAUUUCAAGUUGGUGUGGAAAAUAAAUGCUCCUCAUUGUCAUUGUGGGUGGGUUGCUCUUUGGAGGGUUGUGCAGACUCAAUGGGCCAAAUGGCCUCUUCUGCACUGUAGGGAUUUUAUGAUAAAGCGUGAACAUCAUAAUACAAAAAUGAUAGCAACACAUUGUAAGUGUAACUAAACAGGGCAA
Molecule: messenger RNA, 1475 nt
Organism: Hemiscyllium ocellatum (epaulette shark)
Lineage: Eukaryota; Metazoa; Chordata; Chondrichthyes; Orectolobiformes; Hemiscylliidae
Gene: pnocb
Product: prepronociceptin b
Exons: 3
Coding region: 92-676 (194 amino acids)
Biological process (GO): chemical synaptic transmission; sensory perception; neuropeptide signaling pathway
Cellular component (GO): axon terminus; dendrite; neuronal cell body
Molecular function (GO): opioid receptor binding
Source: RefSeq, a predicted model, not a curated record